UGUGCAAACAGGUCAAACCACACACACACACACACACACACCUGUACAGCCUCAGACCCGGAAGUGAGUGAGUGUGUGUGUGUGUCCCAGGUGAAGCUCCUGCGCACUGAUUUGUGUUGAUUGAAGAAUGCAGAAGUUGUUGUUUCUUGGAGUGUGUGUGUGUGUGAGUGUGUGUGUGUGUGUGAGUGUGAAGGACCUCAGGGUCAUCACUGUGAAGGAGGGAACGAGUGUCGUGAUCAAGUGUAAUGUGAGUAACCUUCAUGAACACAUCGAAUGGUACGACCCUAAAGGACGCAUCAUGAACGGAGACUCGGGUGGGAAUCGAAUCACAGUGAACAGAGAUACAGUGAACAUUAGCAGCGUUUCAUUCCAGGACCGUGGACGGUACACCUGUAUCUCUCUGAGCUCUGACAGCAUCUCCAACUACACGGUGACGCUGAGAGUGAGCUACACCUACAGCGGCCUGGGGCUUUACUACAUCAUCGUGUGCUUCAUCACCUUCACCAUCACCAUCAUCCUUAACAUGACCCGUCUGUGCAUGAUCAACACGCACCUGCGCAAAACCGAGCGCGCGAUCAACGACUUCUUCCGCACAGACGGUGCAGAGAAACUGCAGAAGGCACUGGAAAUCGCCAAACGCAUCCCCAUCGUCACAUCCACCAAAACCAUGGAGCUCGCCAAAGUCACACAGUUUAAAACUUUGGAGCUGGCCAAGCAGGUGGAGGAACUGGCGAGGAGCGUGCCUCUGCCUCCACUCAUCCUCACUUGCACCACAGCUGCUGAGGAAGCAGAGUGUGGAGGUCCAUCAACUUCACAAGAUCAGGAGGAGGACCAGAGUGAACAAGACGCCCUGAACAGACACACAGAAAAUUAACACAGGGGUGUGUGUGUGUGUGUGUGUGUGUGUGUGUGUGUGUGUGUGUGUGUGUGUGUGUGUGUGUGAGAGCCUUCUGAACACUUCAUUCUAAUUGUAGAAAUAAAGUCACAGGUUCAGAGUAUAAGACUCUUAAGAGGAAACAGAAGUUCCAGAUUUGACCAACAGGUGGAGACAAAGUUCAACAUCUACAGAUAUUUAUUAUUUGUGCUGAUUUCUCUGUAAUAAGGUUUUGUUUAUUUUUGAUCGUUUUAUUAAAUGAAUUUUAAAAUAG
Silurus meridionalis is the source of this 1148-nucleotide messenger RNA. RefSeq names its product microfibril-associated glycoprotein 3-like. The record is from RefSeq and is a predicted model, not a curated record. The coding region runs from base 128 to 874 and encodes 248 amino acids. The transcript is spliced from 3 exons. NCBI's taxonomy places the organism in Eukaryota, Metazoa, Chordata, Actinopteri, Siluriformes, Siluridae.